This is a messenger RNA of Rhopalosiphum maidis (corn leaf aphid), 683 nucleotides long. Its product is annotated as EF-hand domain-containing protein D2 homolog. Lineage: Eukaryota; Metazoa; Arthropoda; Insecta; Hemiptera; Aphididae. Gene Ontology annotation, molecular function: calcium ion binding. The transcript is spliced from 3 exons. The record is from RefSeq and is a predicted model, not a curated record. Bases 127 to 537 code for a protein of 136 amino acids.
UCUCGUAUACUUAAAGUGAUAUCUUAAUAGAACAAAUAAAAAUAUUUUAGUUUUUAUAACGCGUAAAAUUAAAAUAAAUAAGAACAGUUUUGUUUAUUAAUUAUUUUAGUUCAAAUCUAAAUAAAAAUGUUCUCGAAUCUUUCAUUCAAAGAGCGACAAUACAUAUUAAAAGAAUUUCCAGAACUAUCGCCAAAUUUAAUAAAACGUUAUGAAAAAACCUUUACUAGAUAUGACACGGACAAUGAUGGAUAUUUGGACGUGGAAGACCUCAAAGGUAUGAUGAUGGUACGUGGUGUUCCAUGGACUCACUCAGCGAUUGUACGGCUUAUCAAAGACGCAGAUGAAGAUGGUGAUGGAAAACUGAGUUUUCGUGAGUUUCUGAUAACGCAACGCAAAAACGUGGAAUGGGCCCGCCGAGUGUUGUGCGCCCUGCCUGAAAUCGACGUCGGCCGUGUGGGCGUCAAAGGGGCUAAGAAAUAUUUCGAAGCUAAACAGCCGUCGCCCAUAGCGGGAAAUCGCAAGAACAUGUCAUACUAAAAAAAAAAAAUAGACAAUCAUUGCACAUACACAAUAUUACAAAGUGUCUCGAAGUGAUUAUCCUUUUCAAUAACUUAUUUAUUUAUUUAUUUUUUGAUUAUUCAUUAUAAAAUAAUAUCAUAACUUACUAUUAUUUACUACCUAUU